Molecule: messenger RNA, 408 nt
Organism: Pochonia chlamydosporia 170
Lineage: Eukaryota; Fungi; Ascomycota; Sordariomycetes; Hypocreales; Clavicipitaceae
Product: heterokaryon incompatibility
Exons: 2
Coding region: 1-408 (135 amino acids)
Source: RefSeq, a predicted model, not a curated record
AUGGGUCUCUCUUCCGUUUCUCCAACAACAUGGAACACCCUCGGACUUGGUGUGGCCACAAGUUGGUUCGUUCUCAGCUCGCUCGCCACCUUCACGCCUCAUCGUACUGCCGAGCUCUUUGGCAUCACCACGCUGAGCAACUCUCAGACUGCAGACCAUGAGAGCAUCCUCGGGUUCUCAGGAAUGGUUGGGUCGCGAGACCUGACUAUCGGCCUUGCCAUGUAUUUCCUUGCCAAGAAGGGGCGGAACGAUGAGUUGGGCACAUUGAUUCUUAGUACGUUAUGUAUUUGCGCCGCUGAUAUUGGGCUUGUUUGGAGGAGGCAAUCUUAUGGAGAACUGUCCGUUUUGGCUGCCGGGACUGCAGUUUAUGCCACUAUUGGCCUUGGACUAAGAGGAUUGUUCAAUUGA